This is a messenger RNA of Schistosoma mattheei, 505 nucleotides long. NCBI's taxonomy places the organism in Eukaryota, Metazoa, Platyhelminthes, Trematoda, Strigeidida, Schistosomatidae. The record is from the annotation of a GenBank genome assembly.
AUGAAAUUUUUUCCUGAAAAAUUAAUAAUCAAUCAAAUCAUAUUAAACCUGCUCAUAUCCAUAUUAUUAGUCUUUUCAGUUCAUGCUGAAAAUUCGUUUUUUUCUAUUUACAUUUAUUUAUUAGGUUAUCAAGUACAUAGAAAAACUGUUCGUGAAUUCAUGACACUAGAUUAUCCUAAAGAUAUUCCCGAAGUAUACUGUGUCUAUAGUUCCGGUUUAUUAACAAUAAAAAGACUUGUUUAUAAACCACCAAGUCUAUUUCGCUUAGAAUUUCCUAAUCAGUCACCAAAGUUAGAAUAUGAAGAUGGUGAUGGUACAGUGAAUAUGCAAAGUUUACAAUAUUGUAAUAAAUGGCCUAAUGCAUCAGUUAUACACUUAGCCAUAUCUAAUCAUGUUCCAAUUUUAGCUGAUAAACGCUUUUUACAGUUUGUACAAAACCAUGUUACUACUAGUAAUUAAAAGAAAAUCAUACAUAUUAUUACGAAAUAUAAAUUCGUUAAAGAAG